Molecule: messenger RNA, 1020 nt
Organism: Acanthocheilonema viteae
Lineage: Eukaryota; Metazoa; Nematoda; Chromadorea; Rhabditida; Onchocercidae
Source: the annotation of a GenBank genome assembly
AUGUAUUCUUCUCUGACAUCACGACAACUGCUACCUUUCAGUACUAAAGAUAUUCCUCAGAAAGAAUCAGUAGUGCAGAAUGCAGAAGUUACAUUGUUGGGGAUUAAUAUCACAUUCAGAUCUAAAAGGGUACAAUUUAUUGUGCUUUGUUGUGCAGUAUUCGUUUUCUACGUAACUUAUGGUUUUGUCCAGGAAUUAAUAUUUAAAGUGGAUGGUAUGGAAUCAUACGGAUGGCACUUAACAUUGAUUCAAUUUUUGAUCUAUUCCAUAACAGCGUUAUUGGAAAGUUUUUAUUACGCUGUGAUAAAUCGACGGAGAAUUCCAAUAUUCAUUCAUUUACAAAUAGCGACACUCACUGUGGGUGCAAUGGGUUUCUCGAAUGUUGCUGUGGGCUAUUUGAAUUACCCGACCCAAGUAAUUUUCAAAUGUUGUAAGUUGGUACCUGUUUUAAUCGGUGGAAUUAUUAUUCAAGGGAAGCGAUAUUCAUUCAUCGAUUUUGCAGCAGCAUUCUUGAUGAGCUUCGGUCUCAUUAUUUUUAUCUUAGGUGAUAGUGUGAUAUCUCCAAUGUUUAAUCCUUUUGGUUAUGUGAUGAUUUCAAUUGCUUUACUUUUUGAUGCUAUAAUUGGUAACGUUCAGGAGAAAUCGUUGCACACUUACAAAGCUACCACUAAUGAAAUGCAUCCGCUGCAAACAUAUGGUUACGGUAUACUGUUUUCCAUAUCUGGUUACCUUGGUCUUAAUGUAGUACUAAGCUUAGUACGUACUCAAGGAGCACUUACUGCUGUUACCAUUACAACUGCUCGGAAGGCAAUCACGAUCAUCCUAUCAUUCCUAUUCUUUUCAAAACCGUUUGUUACUCAGUACUUUUGGGGUGCCCUACUAAUAUUAAUAGCUGUUUAUCUUAAUCUUUAUAGUAAGAAUCGCGCAAGUUGGGAAUUAAUUGUUAAGGACUUUAUUCAACAUUUAUGUGCUACGUAUAAUGCCAAAAACUUGAAGUCUCACUCUAUCGAUCCAAUCUGA